CAAAGUGCUCGUGCGACUGAGACUGACGACCAGUGCGGUCCCAGUCCCUUAUGUCUUUUUCUUUUUAAUUUUGUUUUAAAAAAACCGUGUUAACUUUUGAUUCUCUACGAACGAUUCCAAAUGCAGUAUAGUAAACGUUAUCGCCGAAGAUUUGCGAACAAGGAAGGAGCCUCGACGCAGAGAAAUACAGCACACGUCGCCGUUUGUCAGAUGACAUUUCAACACUUUUGACCAAGAAAUAUGUCCGCGCCAGAGAUAAUGCUUACAAGUGGUUCAGCGUCAGAAGAAAUCCUCCAUCAGAGGCUGCGGCACCUGAGCGAAGUGAUCCAACGGCAGCUACGGGAGACAGAGAGGAGGCACAAAGAACAGUUGGAGAGCAGGAUUCUUCACAACACUCUCCUCUCAGCAGAUCUAAACCGACUGUCUCCUCAGACGAAUUAUGAGGGACGGAAGAGAGCUGCCUCUCCACUUGCCCCAAAGCCUGACAAUAAUCCAUCAAGCCAUUCUAGGCUGUCGGAGUCGUCUGUUCCAGCCUCGGUAUCUUCAUCAGAGCGCAAGCAUCAGUCCACUCUGCCUCCCACCCGGACACGGCACUGCGAACGAGCGGCUUCAUGCAAAACAACGCAGCAGAUGAAAGAGGAGGAGGCUGAGGCGGAGUGCAAGAAAAAGUUCAGCGCACUUCCUGUCCCCAUUCAAGUCAGACUUCCUCUCUACCAGGAGAUGAUGGAGCAGAGGGACAAGGAAAGGAAGCAAGGGUUAGAGCAAAGGAAAACAUUUCUGCUUUCUGUUCAGAAACCUUUCAGCUUCCAUCAGAGAGGAAAUAAGAGACAGGACAAGCGGGUUGGACUGUUGAACCAAGUUUCACAGGACGCAAAAAAGACAACUGGAAAUAAUGGUCAACAGUCCUCUCCCAAACAAGUUAAAGUCCCAACAGACCAGGAGCGUUGCAGGAAAAUCCACAUCAGCUGCACACAACAGGAGAACCAUGAAAAGCCUAAACUUCGCCUUGCAGAUUGCACCAGAAUGGAAAAGAUGGCAUUCCUGUAUGAGAAGCCGAGCUUCCAGCCCACGAUCAACCGCCGGGUGCCUGAUUUCAGCCGGCUGCACAAAGCUCUGCAGACCGACGGUCGGAGAACAUCACUAACUCAAGGUAUGACCAAGUGUCAACCUUUCUACCUGAGAACAUCUGCUCUCCCUGCCGGGCAAAGUAAGCCGACUCCUGAAAAGUCACAGAUAUCCAGUCAAAGUAAUUUGACUCGAAGUAAAUCAUGCGGUGCCUUGAAGUCGCUGUGUGCAGACACACUCCCAAUUUACGUCACAGACGCGACAAGGAAACGAUGCGUGGCCAUCAGGACUUCCACGGAGAUGAGGGAUGCGAAGAAUAAGGAGAGUGCAGACCGGUCGAGGAAAUACCAGAGCAGGUCGGAAGCCAUGAACAAGACUGUUUCCCUCCGCGCCAAGUUGCUGGACCCUCACAAAAGCUUGAGAGAAGUCUACGACGAAAGACUGCAGCACCAUCGGGAGACGGAUCGACAAAGGACAAGAGAUUACCUGAGGGAUCUACAGGACAUGAAGGCUCGCGUAGGAGAGCGUCCGCUUUUGUUUGAACAGGUGAAACAGAGAAAUGCCAAAGCUCGAGCAGAACAAGCAUACAAGAAUGAGCUGAAGAAAGCUGGUGUCAAAGAGCAGUUUGUUGAAGAAAAGGGACACGCGGUGAAGAUCUGAGACUGACACAACACUGCAGAUGUCCACAACACUGACAAGGGAAGAAAAUGUAGACGACGGUGGAGAAAAUUGAAGGUGUGGAGGAGAACAGCAUUGGAGUCCAAAGAGGAAUGAUUGUCAUGAUCAGACGGUACAAUGUUUUUGUGGCCUCCUGGCUAGAACAUAACACUGUAUUCAAAUAUGACUCACGUCUACCUAACCACAUCAACAAUGGCUACGCCAGCAUGCGCAACUAGGAAUUAAGAAAUCUCAAAACAUCUGAACCUCACAAUUCCAAGGGUAAAACAUGCAACAAUAUUGUAAAUAACCGUGCGAAUGAGCCACGCAAUAUAAUAUUUGAGAUCUUUGUAGACGUAUGCGUGUUGCAUCUGAUCUGAAAUAAUAAUGUACUCCAUGGAUUUGUGGACACUUGGUUAUCAAAAUAAA
Phyllopteryx taeniolatus (common seadragon) is the source of this 2151-nucleotide messenger RNA. It is a transcript of the gene fam161b, whose product is annotated as FAM161 centrosomal protein B. Gene Ontology annotation, biological process: cilium organization. NCBI's taxonomy places the organism in Eukaryota, Metazoa, Chordata, Actinopteri, Syngnathiformes, Syngnathidae. The transcript is spliced from 9 exons. Gene Ontology annotation, cellular component: cilium. Bases 241 to 1725 code for a protein of 494 amino acids. The record is from RefSeq and is a predicted model, not a curated record.